UUCUACAGCUACACUGCCGCAUAAUUUUCGCGUUUAAUUGUAUGAGAAAGUAUUAUUUAUUUAACACAUCUUACGGAAACUAACUUAAGCAACAUGACGAAUGAAUGCGCUGUGCUGCGUUUGCCGGUGGACUGCGAGACGAUAAGAUUUAAUGAUUGGACCAUUAGCUACGAGAAGUCACACAUUUUAAAGAGUAUGUGCCACUUGGGCAGCGACAAGUGCUGCGACAAGGAUGAUGUCAAUCGCUGUGAGCUCUGCCACUAUCAGCAUACGCUGGAGCUGCCUCACCUACCAGACAUGGUGUUCCACAAAAACAAGCUCGUCCUCCAGCACAAAGAUGGCGCCCUGAUGGAGUUCAAGCCCAUAGACGCACUCGCUCUGGUCGCUAAUGGCAAAGAGGCAGCCGUCGAGGUGGCCUGCGCUCAGGAAUGGCGAGAAACACGCGCCGAACAGAACAUGGAACAUAAAUACAAACCCUUCGACUGGACAUUCACAUCCACAUAUCAGGGCACAUUGAAUGAACACUUUCGUUCGGAGGUCACAGAACAAACGCUCAACAAAAUGAAACUGAUGCAGCGUGAGAAUAUUCUCUUCUAUCACGAUCUCACACUAUACGAGGAUGAGCUGCACGAUCACGGCAUCUCCGCGAUGAGUGUGCGCAUUCGUGUGAUGCCCUCCGGUUUCUUUGUGCUGUUGCGUCACUUUCUGCGAAUCGACGAUGUGCUCAUACGAAUGCAUGAUACGCGCUUCCACUAUGAGAUCGAGAAUAAUUAUAUACUCAAGGAGUAUAUACAUCGUGAGGCACCCUGUUCCGAGCUACAGUCGUCCAUUAGUUUAUGGACGAAUCCUGAUGAAAUGCAAAACUUUCUGCCCGUCAAGACCAAGGAGCUGCACAAAUUAUAUUUUAAAUAGUUUAGUAAUCUCUUU
Messenger RNA from Drosophila arizonae, 927 nucleotides. RefSeq names its product TIP41-like protein. Gene Ontology annotation, cellular component: cytosol. Gene Ontology annotation, biological process: TOR signaling. The record is from RefSeq and is a predicted model, not a curated record. NCBI's taxonomy places the organism in Eukaryota, Metazoa, Arthropoda, Insecta, Diptera, Drosophilidae.